Messenger RNA from Thalassophryne amazonica, 3871 nucleotides. Its product is annotated as EH domain-containing protein 2-like. The coding region runs from base 109 to 1743 and encodes 544 amino acids. The transcript is spliced from 6 exons. Gene Ontology annotation, molecular function: calcium ion binding; protein binding; GTP binding. Gene Ontology annotation, cellular component: cytoplasm; plasma membrane. The record is from RefSeq and is a predicted model, not a curated record. NCBI's taxonomy places the organism in Eukaryota, Metazoa, Chordata, Actinopteri, Batrachoidiformes, Batrachoididae. Gene Ontology annotation, biological process: endosomal transport; endocytosis.
UGUGAGAAUCGGAUAAUACUCCUUAUGCACAUUCUUCCAUUGUCCAGUUUACUCUCAGAAGCGUGAGCAGCAUCUGCACUAAGAAAUUAGCAUCUAAUCUUCAUCAAUAUGUCCAUCCGUCGACUUUGGAAAAAGCCCAGAACACUGGGGGAUUUCAGCAUGGUGACAGAGGAGCUGAAGAAUCUUUAUUAUAAGAGGCUGCUGCCAAUAGAGAAAUAUUAUUCUUUCCAUCACUUUCAUUCUCCGAGCUAUGAGGAUGCAGAUUUUGACAACAAACCAAUGGUCUUGGUGAUGGGUCAGUACUCAACUGGAAAGACAACAUUUAUCAGGUAUCUCAUAGAUCAAGAUUUUCCUGGUAGCAGAGUUGGACCAGAGCCAACCACAGACUGUUUUACAGCCCUGAUGUACGGUGAAAAGGAAGGAAUCAUUCCAGGAAAUGCCUUAACAGUGGAUCCAAAAAAGCCAUUUCGUAAUCUUAACCCUUUUGGAAAUGCUUUUCUCAACAGGUUACAGUGCGCCCAGAUGCCAAAUCCCAUCCUUGAGAGUAUCAGCAUUAUUGACACACCCGGCAUCUUGACUGCCGCAAAGAGAAAACUAAGUCGAGGAUAUGACUUCCCUGCAGUCCUGCGGUGGUUUGCAGAGCGUGUGGAUCGAAUCAUCCUGCUGUUUGAUGCACAUAAACUCGAGUUCUCCGAUGAGCUCACCCGAGCCUUUGGGGCUCUAUACGGCCACGAGGACAAGCUGCAUGUCAUCCUGAACAAAGCCGACAGGGUAGACUCGCAACAACUGAUGCGAGUGUAUGGUGCACUCAUGUGGUCGUUGGGGAAAGUGUUUCGAACGCCUGAGAUCCUUCGGGUUUACAUCGGAUCUUUCUGGGCAGAGCCGAGACAGAUAUGUGAUCACUACCAGCUGAUCGAGCUGGAAGAAGAGGAUCUUUUGACUGAUAUUAGGAAUCUUCCACGCAACGCUGUCAUACGAAAACUGAAUGACCUGGUGAAGAGAGCACGCUUAGUGCGGGCACAUGCCCACAUUAUUAGCUAUCUUAAGCAGGAGAUGCCAACCAUUUUUUGCAAAGAAACCAAGAAGCAAAAUCUGAUUUAUGAGCUUCCUGUAAUCUUCAGCAAAAUACAGCAACAACAUCGGGUUCCAGCUGGUGACUUUCCUGAUUGCACCAAGAUGCAGGAGCAACUUUUGGGUCAAGAUUUUUCAAAAUUCAAAGCACUAAAACCAAGUCUCAUGGCUUCUUUGGACAAACUUCUGUCUACAGACAUAGCAAAAUUGAUUCCUUUGAUUCAUCAAGAAGAACUAACAAAAACAUCCCUAGCUGGGGUUUUUGAUGCUGAAUUUUUAGGUACAUUCAAGCCAGAGCAUUACAAGAAUGACCCAUUCAAACAAGCAUCCAAAGAUAGCGAUAGCUAUGACAAAGAUCUCAGUGAGUGGGCGGUGGAGAAACACAAGGCUAAAUACGAUGAGAUUUUCUACAACCUCGACCCAAAGGAGGGCAAAUUGAGCAGCACCAAAGUCAAAGCGUGGAUGAUGACCACCCUGCUACCAACAUCUGUGCUCGGUCAUAUCUGGAGGCUGUCCGAUGUGGAUGGGGAUGGUAUGUUGGACAGUGAGGAGUUUGCUUUAGCUGUUUACCUCAUUGAGGGCAAACUGGAAGGUUACUGGCUGCCACGAGAGCUGCCUUCUCACCUGGUGCCACUGUCAAAAAGACUAACCUCAACCAGUGAUGAAGAGUAAAUAUAGUCGUGACAGGAUGAAGAUGUAUGUAUAUUCCUUGUCCAACAUAAUAUUCCUUAUGAUAAGUAGUUAUGAUGUUCAAAUGCAAAGCACAACAACAAUGGUAAGACAAAACUAAAACCAAAUUUUCUCAGAAGUAUGACUGACUUGUCUCAGUGCUGGAUGCUCCUAUCAUCUUCGCAAUCUCCAUCACUCUGGUGUCCACUUCAUCAGGGAUUAUUUUUGUGGAAGUUGCUCUCAAAACCUCAGUGACACAUUUCUUACAGUCCACGAUACCAUUUGUCAUGUUGCAUUUAUCCCUAGUAUGGAGGAGGGCGUGAAAGUUUGUGGAUGAUACUUCCAGGCAAUCAGGAUUGCCUUUGCCAGCCCUUAUGCACUCAAUGGUAUGUGUCGCACCACAUAUGGCAGCAGGACAGAUUUGGCAUGACACCAUCUUGUGCCAUGUUUAUUUGCCUCUCUUCUGGUCCUGACACCACAGACCUUUAGAUGACUCCAAUAUCUGACAGUGCAUCACUUCAUUCAUGCUACUCAGAGAACAGGGAUCUUUCAACAAACCAUUUCUUACUGAAAAGUUGUGCUGCAACCUUUGUAUGUUUAUUUUUCUGUAACCAUUGUAGUGUUUUGCACUUCAGAGCCAAGUAUGUUUAUCCUAAUCAUGAUCUUAGGUGGUACCAGAUUUACUUAAAAAAAAUCUUGAAAACUAGCAUAUGCUAUUAAACAUUAGCUUCAAGAGCCUAAUUAUAAGUAAAUGGAUUGUUUGUUAAUCAUCACAAAACAUCUGAUACAAAAUCCUGACAUUUACCUCUGAUAACUUCAGCUCAUAUCUAUUGUCUUUAUGCCACAUUUUCUGCAUUGAAGCAGUAAUCCAGAAAAUAACAGCAACAAUCAUCACAUAAAGCUGUUUGUAGCGACAAUUAAUAGGUAUCACAAUAUUUUUACUACAAGCUUGUGUUUAUCUCAUACGGCAGACAUACUGGCCAUAAAUGCAUGUGUGUUCAUGAAAAUCAAAAUUAUAUCAGUAAAACUGGAAAUGUGAUGAGUGAGCAUUACUUUGUUGUGAUAACUUCAUCAUCAUAAUUGUUAUUGUAUGAGAAAAUCUUUGUACUUACAUAGGUGACAGAAUCGCCCAUAUAAUCCUGAGUCACACACACAGGCUCCAUAGAGAUGGUGGCAGUGCCCACUGUUAGGACACUUACAUUUCCUUUGGCAGUGUUUCCCAAAAAAGCCCCGUGGACAACCUGUAAGAACACCAGUAAGAAUGUCAAAGCAUUAUAGAAUUAUCAGAGCAAUAAAAUGAAAGCAUAUCUACAUACAUCUACUUGUAUCUACUUUAAAGCACAUGACUUUAAAUACUCUAAAAUAUUAAACAUUUAGUUAAAACAAAUGGAGCGAGCCUGCGAGCUAGUUCAGGCAGGCAACUCAAGCUGCUUUGCUGCACAUAUACUUGACAUAUUUCAUAUAAUCUGUUACACACACUGUAAUAGAUGUACAUGCGUUCUACUAAACAUCACUUCAAAUUGGGCAGGCUGUUAACAAUGCAGUUUCCCAGAGCUCCCCUCUGACUGUGAAAGCCACCACUACUACUCCAUCAAGGUCACUGCCUGCUGUCAGUCCCGCCUCCACUCCAGCAGCCACCUGUGGGCUCCACGUGGGGGAAAUGUGUAUACGUAUCUAAUCAUCACUCUCCAAUAUCACAAGUAAUAAUCUCAAACUCAACCUAUGUGCUGCUGUAGGCUGCUAAUAUUUUCAUUUGUCAGUUGUCUGACUGAACUACAGAUAAAGCAUGCAUAUAUAUUGACGCCUAUCUUGCUAGUGUGGGAGUGGCUUGAUAAUAUUUUACAUCUUCCUGACAAAAAAAAGCAAAAUAUUUAUACAUGGCUAACUUUGUGUAAUCUGACCCCAGGUUGUCCUCUGACAUGCAUAUUAACAGCUUGAACACCAUCAUGCAUAACAUUUGCAAUGCUGUUUGCUGCACUUCCCACAUGGCUUGAAAAGGGUGAAGAUGUUUUGUUCACUCUUCCACAGAGAUUGCUCAACCAAAUGCAGGAAUAUUUAUACUCACUCAUCAUCUCAUCACACAAAUUUAUACUGAUUGUGUGACUUUGAAACAUUCAGUUAUGUUUUGUUG